AUGUCUCCCGUUCAGUUGGCAGAAAAAAAUUUCGAAAGAGAUGAAAAAUUCACAAAGGCUCUUCACGGUGACUCUCACAAGAAGCAAGGUUUGUUUGCCUUGAUGGCCAAGUCCAAAGACGCUGCCUCUGUUGCUAAUGAAGGAUAUUUCAAACAUUGGGAUGGUGGUGUUACAGAGGACGACGAAAAGAAGAGAUUAGGUGACUAUUCGCAAUUGACUCACCACUACUACAACUUGGUUACCGACUUUUACGAGUAUGGAUGGGGCUCGUCAUUCCACUUUUCUAGAUACUACAAGGGUGAAGCGUUUAGACAGGCUACAGCAAGACAUGAACACUACUUGGCGCACAAGAUGAACUUGAACGAAAACAUGAAGGUUCUCGAUGUUGGUUGUGGUGUUGGUGGUCCAGGUAGAGAAAUCACUAGAUUCACCGAUUGUGAGAUUGUUGGUUUGAACAACAAUGAUUACCAAAUUGAAAGAGCAAACCACUAUGCCAAGAAGUACAAAUUGGACCACAAAUUAUCUUAUGUCAAAGGUGACUUUAUGCAGAUGGAUUUCGAGCCAGAAACUUUUGACGCUGUGUAUGCAAUUGAGGCAACUGUUCAUGCGCCAGUCUUGGAAGGUGUCUACUCUGAGAUCUACAAGGUUUUGAAACCAGGUGGUGUGUUUGGUGUUUACGAAUGGGUCAUGACUGAUGAAUACGACGAGACAAAUGAAGAACACAGAAAGAUCGCUUAUGGUAUCGAAGUUGGUGACGGUAUCCCCAAGAUGUACAAACGUGAAGUUGCUGAACAAGCUUUGAAAAACGUUGGUUUUGAGAUUGAAUACGAAAAGGACUUGGCAGAUGUCGAUGAUGAGAUCCCAUGGUACUAUCCAUUAGCAGGUGACUUGAAAUAUUGCCAAUCCUUGGGUGAUUUGUACACUGUGUUUAGAACCUCUAGAUUGGGUAGAUUUAUCACUACCGAGGCUGUUGGAUUGAUGGAAAAGGUGGGUAUUGCACCAAAGGGAUCAAAGCAAGUCACAUUUGCUUUGGAAGACGCGGCAGUGAACUUGGUCGAAGGUGGACGUAAAAAGUUAUUUACGCCAAUGAUGUUGUACAUUGCCAGAAAACCAGAAAACAAGGAGUAA
Lodderomyces elongisporus is the source of this 1128-nucleotide messenger RNA. It is a transcript of the gene ERG6, whose product is annotated as sterol 24-C-methyltransferase. The record is from RefSeq and is a predicted model, not a curated record. Gene Ontology annotation, cellular component: endoplasmic reticulum. NCBI's taxonomy places the organism in Eukaryota, Fungi, Ascomycota, Pichiomycetes, Serinales, Debaryomycetaceae. Gene Ontology annotation, molecular function: sterol 24-C-methyltransferase activity. Gene Ontology annotation, biological process: ergosterol biosynthetic process. The coding region runs from base 1 to 1128 and encodes 375 amino acids. The transcript has a single exon.